Rhincodon typus (whale shark) is the source of this 1785-nucleotide messenger RNA. It is a transcript of the gene ankrd2, whose product is annotated as ankyrin repeat domain 2 (stretch responsive muscle). The transcript is spliced from 9 exons. Gene Ontology annotation, molecular function: protein binding. The record is from RefSeq and is a predicted model, not a curated record. NCBI's taxonomy places the organism in Eukaryota, Metazoa, Chordata, Chondrichthyes, Orectolobiformes, Rhincodontidae. Bases 64 to 981 code for a protein of 305 amino acids.
CUCGUUCCCUGCUGUCUUUGAUAGGGCACUUUCAAUUCUCACUGUGUCGACCACACGGAAGGGAUGGAUGUGGACGAGGAAAUCAGCUCCCUGAUUAACAAGGUGGAAUUAAAGGAGAGUUUGGAGAGAGCUGAACAGCAGAGGCCAAAGUGUGGCAAUGUGGCAAUUAGUGACAUGAAUGCAGUGGAUCUGGAAAAGGAGAAAUACAGGGAGCCAGCUAAAAACAGUGGAUUCCUGGCAGUGAAGGGUGAAGAAAGAGUGAGAAAGACUUCGAGGGACCUACGUCAAGAAAUAAUCGAUAUCGGAGGAAUCGAAAAUUUAAUUCAGCUUCGAAAGAGAAGGAAAGAGAAGAAAGAAAAGAAAUUUCCCGUUCGAGAACCAGAGAAGGAGCCAGAGGAAAUUACUGAUCCAGUUGAGAUCCCAGUGUUUCUGAGUGCUGCGGUGCAGGGAAAAAUUAAGAUCAUCGAGAAAUACCUGAAGGACGGAGGCUGUCCUGAUGCAUGUGACGAGUUUAAGCGCACCGCCCUGCACAGAGCUUCUCUAGAAGGUCACACUGACAUUGUAACCAAAAUUCUCGAAGCGGGAGCAACAGUGGACUUCAAAGAUAGGCUCGACUGCACUGCUGUUCAUUGGGCCUGCAGAGGCGGGAGAUUGGAGGUGCUUAAGAUCCUCCUGGGUAAAGGAGCUACUGUGAACGUUAAUGACAAGCUGCUCAGUACACCUUUGCAUGUUGCUACCAGAACAGGCCAUGUGGAAUGUGUGGAGCAUCUCAUCACUUGUGGCAUUGAUAUCAACAUCAAAGACCGGGAGGGGGACACAGCGUUACAUGAUGCUGUUAGACUUAACCGGUACAAGAUAACAAAGCUGCUCAUUUUGCAAGGAGCUGACUUGAGAGCCAGAAAUGAGCAGGGCAAGACUCCAAUUGACCUGGUACAGCAAUGGCAUCUCGAAACUAAAGAUGCACUGGUCCAUGCACAUUAGCAGCUAACCAUCACAGUUCAAAACAGGAUGAACCUUCAAGACUGGAAAUAUUUUUUUGGAACAGUUGAGCCUACACUUGGGUCAUGUUUUACCUUCUGCUUUCACCAAUGGUCAUUGGUCGUUUGAUACCACACUAUGAGUUUGGAUUCGAGACAGACUGAUCAAGGAGAAGGCAAAUUCAAGAACUGUCUUCAGGCCUAGAUUUCAAAGUAACACUAUUUAUUAUUCCUUUCACUCUACAUAUUGUUAUACAUGUAAUCAUAGAUACACCAGGCUCUGGAUGAUAGCUGCAUUAAUUAUAGACUAAUCUAUUUUCUUUGUGUGUUCAUUUCAAUGGGCUUCCUCACUUCUCUCUCAUUCUAGUGUUUUAUCUCCACCCACGCUGUACUAUUUAUGUUCAGUGACGUGCAGCUCCAUGACAUCAUUGCAAGGUUGCUCCAGGGUCCUGAAGCUGCUACGCAAGAGGAAACAUGUAACUAGCAGUUCGGUUCAGUUGAAAAUCAAGUCAACCUGACAUUCAUUCAUUGCUGACUGAUGUUGAGGGCGGAAGAAUGAAUUGAUAAAGCAAAACAAGUUCAAACUUAUUAAUGCCUUUCAGGACAAUGAAAAGGUAUCAUAUAAGUGUGGGGUCAGUUUGCCUCAACAUCACAAAUAUAUGAUGCAGUCUUAAUCACUCUGUUCAUCAAUAUGAUACUGCAUUUAGAGGAUUUAAAUUAUGAGGACCAGAUGCGUAAACCCUAAGUAAGAAGUUUAAAAUGAGUAGAUACGAUUCGAAAAAGAAAAACAAUUUUCUCUGGUGUGGAA